This is a messenger RNA of Cephus cinctus (wheat stem sawfly), 4792 nucleotides long. RefSeq lists its product as uncharacterized. Bases 1 to 3174 code for a protein of 1057 amino acids. Gene Ontology annotation, biological process: negative regulation of transcription by RNA polymerase II. The transcript is spliced from 6 exons. Gene Ontology annotation, cellular component: PRC1 complex. Gene Ontology annotation, molecular function: promoter-specific chromatin binding. The record is from RefSeq and is a predicted model, not a curated record. NCBI's taxonomy places the organism in Eukaryota, Metazoa, Arthropoda, Insecta, Hymenoptera, Cephidae.
AUGGCUGACUCAACCAGUUCGGAGCAGCGUGGCGAGGAUGUGAGUGGAAGAUUAAUAUUCGCUCCGGAGGAUGCUGUUAGUCUGAGUUUGGAAUAUCUGCCGCCUGGGACAGAUCCAUUGAAUAUUUUGUGCAAUCAAACUGAUAUCGAUCAAGUACAAAAUGUAACUUCCCUAAGUACACGGCGAUAUCUUCAAUGUCCAGCUCUCGUAACAAUCGCUCAUCUCAAGAAGUUCCUUGCAUUGAAGUACAGUGUGGAUAUGACUCACAACACAAUUGAAAUAUGUCAUAGAAGAGCACCAUUACCUGAAAACUGGACGCUUAUGGAUGUAGCAUACAUUUAUGCUUGGAAGAGGAAUGCGCCAAUGAGAUUCUUUUAUCGGGUUGCUCAAGAAGAACAACGUCUUGAAGCUCCUCCAUAUGAUAGGCCAUCAACCCCUGGACCUGGCGCGAGUUUGCCACCCACAGAAGUAUCCAUACUAUCUGAAGAUGUUAACAACUUAUCUAAUAUUUCAUCUAAUGUAGAUUUGACGAAAUCUGAUUUAAAAAUACGGAAACUCAGUACGAAUGAUAGCAAUAUUUCUAGUGAAGAAAGAAAUAUUUCUAGUAUAAACCAUGUAUUUCAGAAUGUAAUUGGUAGUGACCUCGAAGAAUCGUCAGUAUUGAAUGAUAAUCACAAUUUAUCAGAUAAGAUAGAUGAACUUGAAAAAUCAGCAUCUGGUGAGGUUGAUAAUCUAAAAAGUGAUAUGAUUAGCCAAAUAAAAGAUAUCAGCUCAGGUGGAAGUGUUCAUAUUCAUAAAUUGAAGUACAAGGAAACUACUAAAACAGAUGUUUGUGAAAGGACUGGUACAAAUGAUCUCAGGAAUGAAGCUGUAUUAAGUAAUAAAACCAAUAAUGAUGCACUCAUUUCCUCUGCUAAUAUCACCACUGGAUUAUCUUGUAAAAAUGUGCAAGAGGAUGGAAUGGAAAUAAAAUGUUCGGUUAAAAGUCCCAUAAAGAUAUUAAAAAAUUCCGAUGGUGGCUAUGAAGUUCUACGGGGCCCUUCAGUGGUUACAAAUAUUGAUGAUCAAGCAAACAAUCCAAACUUGAAAACAGCUGUCACUCUUGGAAACGGGAAGAAUUUUAAUGGAGUAAAAAUAAAUUCGAAACAAUAUUCAUCUGGACCAAACAGAUCGAAAAAACCCAAGGUCAUAAGUAAUAUCCUAUUGCGCUGUGGACAAGUAGAUAGGGAUUCUACUUCUGGUAUCCUUCAACAACUCCAAAAGGAUAAAAUUAAUAAAGGAAAAGAUACGAAAGUUGGGACAAUUGAAAUUUUGGAGAAAGCGGAAGAGGUGGAAAAAUCGAAGAAAAUCGAAAAACCAGAAAAUGAAAAUCGCCGAAAGGUUACCUUCGUGGACACACUGACGUUAUUCAAAACGGAUGGGGAAAUAAAAUCGGUUUUGAAGAAGUCUCCAGAUCAUCCUGAUAAGAAACAGUUUCUUCAAAGUUUUCAACUGACUGUGAAAAACUGUAAAAGUGAAGCAGGUUUGCCAGCUUCUAAUACUGACACUUCUAAACCUGCUGGUAAAUCAAUAUUUGCGAAUAACUCUCCAAAGCUGGAUUACUCUGAUGACAAGAAUAUUAAUAAGGAUGAAACUGCUAAAAGUGAUAUGAAACUCCCGUCAAGUCCAAUCAGAGUAGCUGUAGGAGUACUAGAUGAUGGAAAUAUACCUAAAGGAGCGGUUAAGAGGAAAUGUCCUCCAGGUUUACCAAUUUUCGAUAUCAAACGACGACGUCGAGCUCAAGGAUCAUCACCGCGAAAGACACCUCUUAUCGCGUUAAUAAAAUCAAGCCAGAAAGCACCAGAUGUAGUGAGUUCCACUAAUAUCUGUGGACGAGUUGAAUCCGGACCAAUGACCGGAGUUGUUACCGAAAAAUUUACACCCAUGCUCUCAAAUGACACUAGAAACCUUCUUGAUGGAUGUGGACUUAAUAUACCAGCAAGCUUAAGUAUUACGCUGACUGCGCCUAAAUCACCUGGUGGUUCCAUCGUUCCAGAACAGUCUGGUCCCAAUGAUUCGCAUACAAUUCAUGGAAAAGUCAAUCCAAGUAUCACUUUGAAUGACCGAUCAGUUGAUCCUUUGGUUCUAAAAGCUCUUAAGUCGGGACAAAUUAGAAUGCCAACAUCAACGAGGCCCAAAGUGAAGCCUGGUGAGCCGAAAUCUAUCACCAAAAAACGGGAUCAUGAUGUGAGAGACGUUUUGGACUUAAGCGGAAAAAAAGGAGAGGUUACUGGAAAGAAAACUGGUAUACAUCCACUUCGUAUACCACAACCUGUGUCAAAGCAAAAAGGAAAACCCAUUUGUAGAGAAGCAGGACAGUUUGUGACUUUAACAGGAGGUCAAAGAUUUUAUAGAACACCUCCAGGUUCUCUCACUCCUGCAGCCCAUCGAGUAGAUGUACCCAUUCCUUCACGAAUGCCGGUAUAUGCACCAUCUUGUCUCACGAGUCCGCGCUCCAAUAAUUUAUCUUCGGUCUUCCCUAGCCUUCAGAGUCUCUAUGCGCUCAGUCAGGCUCCAAAUCUUCAGCAAUUUCAAAUAGACUCCAGAAUGCAGAAUUUAAAAAAUGAGGGAUUUCCUAGUCCAAGUAAAAGCCAUCUUGCUGCGCAGUGUCCUCCUGUUAAACCAGCCAGGUCUUCCAUCGCUCCAUUAGCGGUUCCGAUAAUCAAACAAACUAAUGAGUCUCCAUCUAGACAUAGACUUAUGAGCAGUACCAAGUCUCUACUUAAUACAGGUACCACUACCGAAGAUGUCAGUACUUUGGAAAUAAAGAUAACAACGUGCGCAAAUAAAGAUAAUCAGUGUCUAUCCAGUCCAACGAUAAUUGGAACAGUAAGUUCCGAUCAUAUUAUCCAAGACGCUGCCAGUCCAAGAGUUUCUUCUACAGCCUCUCCAUCGCCUCCACUAAAUGCAAAUAGCUCAGCUAAUUCGGAAACAGUGUUUGAUGAAGAGGAGAAAUCUUCAAAUAUUGUUGAAAAAAAUAAUAGUAUGGAGGAAGUAAGUAGCAGUAAAAAUCCAGUUAGCCCAGAUUCUAGUUCCGUUGUGACUGAAAUUCUUCCUCUAUCUUUCUCAGACCAGGAUGUUCUGUCAGAUUCUAUAACUCUGAAGUCUAAGUCCAACAAUGCUUGUACGUCUUAAAUAGUAAAAUAUUGGUUUUUCGUGGGGGUGGAAAGGGGGUGGUAAAUAAUAUAUAGGCCAUAUUUGUGUUAUCUCUAGAAGUUAAUCCUUUGCGGACUGGUAUCGAAAUGUUCCCGACAAAAUAUUUUAUUGUUCUGGACGCGUGGCUCUUGAUAGACAGAAUUUAUAAAAGUAAAUCAAUGCUUAUUGGGAACAUGAACAUACUAUGGACUAUUUACGAGAUACUGGAAACAGUGCGAAUGCGGAUGUUGGUGUGCUAAAACGUUCCGUCUACAAAGGGUUAAGCGACACGUAUCGUUGGAGGUUAAGAAUUUCAUCUAAUAAAACAUAAAAUAGGCCUAAAAAGUUCAUUUACAAAGAUAGGGGUUAUGUUCGUGGCAAUAUACUUAUUCCGAGUUGUAAGAACAUACAAACUUCUACAGGUAAUAAUAACGGAAUGAAUACUUAGUACUUUUAAAAUGCAGUCUAUAAAGGGAAAGUUAUAAUAUAUAGCCCACUUUGUAUUUCCUAUACACUGUUCAUUUUAUAAUUUUAAAAUCAUCUAUACACAUUAGCCUAUCACCUAACUGUACUGAUUAUUUUAUCAAAUCUCGAUUUAUUUUCAUUACGGAGUAAUAAUAUCAGAAGCGAGGAAAGCUUUGCAUUCAUUGUUCUCCAUUGGUUUCUAUUAAUUCAUCAAAGUAUCAGUUUCGUAUCCACCUUCCUAAUAUGUUAGGGAAUCCAGACGACCUUCGAUUAUGUUUAUUGGGUACCUUAACACUUUAUCUACCGGAAGCCUAUUAAUAGACUGCUCGGUUGACAACGAUUAUCGGUACUGGCGACGAAUCCGCGCCGAAUUGAGUCGGUCGUUAGUGAACCGCAACUUCAACCAUUAAUGGUACACAAAGUGUUAAUUUAAAUAAAAAUGUACCAAACAGAGCUACAAUAUUAUUCUCGAAGAUAAGGUUUUGCGAAUUUUAUGUCAACCCAGCUUUGUUGGCAUAUAAGUAAGGUGGCAAUAUGUUGAGAAAUUAAUACAAAACAACAGAGAAUAAUGGCUGUAAAGCUUUCCUCAUUUCUUACGCCAUCACAGAAUAGCAGAAUAGCAGCCUUAAUAUCUUUGCUAUAACUGUUGAAAGAAAAGAUAAUAAUGCAAACAAUUGUAUUAUUUUAAUAAAAUGUCUUUUGGUUUUUUGUAUAAAAAAUUAUUUUUUCUGAAUAUGAUUAAAAAGAAUGAUAAGUCAGAGAGUAUCUUAUAAAAUUCUCAAAUCCACAAUGUGAGUGUUAGUUACUUUAUUCAAAGAAUCUUGGAUUUGAUUAACAUUCUAAUCAGUAUUUUCACUCGGCAAUAAGCAAAUUUCACUGUUUCGAAAUUGUGUACUGUUCUCACUUAUCGUUUAACCACUAUUCUCUUUGUAUCAUGUUCGACUAAUUAUAAUGAAAAGUAAAGUUACCGAUGUGUCGUUAGCUCAACUGUCAAAUUUUUACCGUAGCGCAUUCAUACGCGUAAGAAAACUACUAUCGGAUAAGAAAGGUAAAAUGGAGAAUAGUGAUUAAACGAGAAGUAGAAGCAAUGGUAAACCAAUAUACGUAAAUUCGACUGUUUUAAUAAGAAAUAAAUAUUUUUCCAUAACUUUUA